This is a messenger RNA of Capronia epimyces CBS 606.96, 633 nucleotides long. RefSeq lists its product as uncharacterized. The transcript is spliced from 4 exons. The record is from RefSeq and is a predicted model, not a curated record. The coding region runs from base 1 to 633 and encodes 210 amino acids. NCBI's taxonomy places the organism in Eukaryota, Fungi, Ascomycota, Eurotiomycetes, Chaetothyriales, Herpotrichiellaceae.
AUGGUGUACUAUUUCCAGUCCACCGCGGUUGAUCCGCCUGCAUACAUCUACGUAGGCAAGGAUAAAGUUGAGAACGAAGAUCUGAUCAAGUUCGGCUGGGAUGAGGAUUUUCAUGUGGAUAAUCUUUCCAGCGCGCAUGUUUACCUGCGACUAAAGGCUGGCGAGUCGUGGACGGCCAUUCCUCAAGCCCUCCUGGAGGACUGCGCCCAAUUAACGAAGGCAAAUUCCAUCGAAGGUAACAAGAAGGACAAUGUCACGGUCAUCUACACGCCAUGGUCGAAUUUGCGAAAGGACGCCUCCAUGAGCACAGGCCAGGUCGGGUUUCACGACUCCAAAAAGGUCAAGAAGGUCCACGUGGCCGAACGACAGAACCCCAUUGUGAACCGGUUAAACAAGACGAGGGUGGAAAGAGUCCCUGAUCUGCGAGCCGAGCGAGAAGCGGAUCAGAAGCAGAAGCGGAAGGCUGAGAGGAUCCAACGGGAGCAGCAGAAGGCCAAAGAACGGGAGGAAAAGCGGAAACGGGAAGAGUUAAGGUGGCAGAAAGAUCAUGCUUACGACGAUCUGAUGCGGGAAGAGGAGAUGGUGAGCAAUCAAGAUCUUGAUGCCAGGUUCUACGAGGAGGAAUUCAUGUAG